AUGACUGUCUUACAAUGUGAUGCGUCUCUAACGGCCGAGAGAGCUUCCUAUGGUGGGAUCAUUCGUGAUGAUACAGGUUCAGCCAUCAUGGCUUUUGCAGUGAAAGGUGAUGACAAUUCUGUCCCUGGCAUGGAGCUUUAUGCAAUUUUAAGGGGGGUCACAUUUUGUAUUCAGCAGAAUCAUCUUCGGGUUUCUAUCCGAUCGGACUCUAAACUUGCAGUGGAUAUUCUGAAUGGGACAGUGAGUUGUCCUUGGAGCAUGCAUCCCUUAAAGGACAGCAUUACAACGCUCUUUGAGCAAUUGCACCAUAAGGAGAUCAGACAUGUUUGGAGGGAGCUUAACCAACCAGCUGACUUUAUUGCAGCUAUGGAUAUUGGGGAUGGGGAGGUUACUUUAUAUCCACCCGAUUUCCCACAGGACCUGGUGGAGUUGAUUAAGAAUGAUUCAGACCGCAAAGUUUUUUUUAGGACCUUGUCACACUGA
Telopea speciosissima is the source of this 483-nucleotide messenger RNA. RefSeq lists its product as uncharacterized. NCBI's taxonomy places the organism in Eukaryota, Viridiplantae, Streptophyta, Magnoliopsida, Proteales, Proteaceae. The record is from RefSeq and is a predicted model, not a curated record. Bases 1 to 483 code for a protein of 160 amino acids. Gene Ontology annotation, molecular function: RNA-DNA hybrid ribonuclease activity; nucleic acid binding. The transcript has a single exon.